Messenger RNA from Salvelinus namaycush (lake trout), 2310 nucleotides. RefSeq names its product soluble lamin-associated protein of 75 kDa-like. The coding region runs from base 1 to 2310 and encodes 769 amino acids. The transcript is spliced from 13 exons. NCBI's taxonomy places the organism in Eukaryota, Metazoa, Chordata, Actinopteri, Salmoniformes, Salmonidae. The record is from RefSeq and is a predicted model, not a curated record.
AUGGAGUUCCCUGUGGACGUGUUGGAUUCAGUGAGGCAAGAGGAGGAGGAGCAGGCAGCAGAGGGCUACAUGACCCAGCUGCGAUACGUCACCCUCGACAAGACCGAGAGCUUUACCCUGCCCAGCCACAGAAAGAUCAGUAUCGGUCUGUGUAACGUUGGUUUUGUUCCCAUCUAUGGAGGAGACCUGAAGCACAAGGUUAUGGCCCUGUUCUCCCCAGAUGAUCAGCUCACAGCGGUAGCUCUGUACCUGGCAGGACAGUGGUGGUCAGUAGAGGACAUCCUCAGAACCUCAGACCCCUCCAGAACUGGCCUGGUCAAGGCGAGGAGUCUUGGUGAGCGGAUCGUCUUGUACAUUCUGAACCGUAUCGUGUACCGCGUGGGUGAGAUGGACAAACCUGAGGUGCCUUUCCUGUGCCACGGCCAGCAUGACUUCGCCAAGCUCCUCUGGAAGGACGGAAACGCUGUCGGGUUCUACUCGGUCAAACCCAAAGACAGCUUGUGUAAUAACUUUGUGACCCAGCGCUACCAGCUUCCUGUCAUGGACUCCAUAUUUGUCAGGAAGUGUCACCGUGGAAACGGCCAUGGCCUGCAGAUGCUGGAGGACUUUGUGGACUCUUUCAAAGACCACCAGCUUGGCCUGAAGUACCCUCUCUCUCUAACCAUGUAUAAAGUGUGUAGCCAGUACCUGUGUCGGUACCCAGCUGACCAGGAUCUGCUGUGGGUGGUAGAGGGAGUGGGAGGACCCUACCAGAGAGAGAAUGUGGCCAGCAAGAUGAAAGCCCUAGCACUGAAAGCGGUGCUCCACGCGGUGACUUCUAACGGAGACCAACGAGCAGCCUCCCUGGACCACACAGACGUCAGCAUGGAGGAGGACAACUUUCUGGACAUCACCGAGGAUGUUUUGGUGGUAAAUACUCCCCUGAAGUUAAUAGAAGCCCUGGAUGGCACACCAGUGGCAACGCGUAGCAGGUGUAGCGGACAUAAAAAGCGUGGCAGAGAAGAGACAGAAGACUCCACGAAGGAGAGCCAGCCUCUGAAGAUGAGCAGAUUGGAGGAUGCAAAGUCCGAGCCCACCAACACGGCUGUAGAGGACGGAGGACAGGAGGCGGAAGGAAGAGAGGGGGAGGAGUCUGGAGAGGCAGAGGCUGCUGUGGCCCCUGAGGAGGAGAAGAUGACCAAAGCUCAGAUUCAUACAUGGGGAAAACGGAUAGUCAAGAUGAACGGAGAACUGACUGAUGGCCAGAGAGAGGAGGAAGAGGGAGAGGCUGUGCUGGAGAACAGAACGACAGAGGAAGACGUGGAAAUAGAGGCGGCAGCAAAGGAGGAAGAGUCCAUCGAGGCUGAAGACAUAUUAGAAGCAGCUCCUGUGGUGCCAGAGGGAUUGGCUGAAGCUGUGGAGGAGGAGGAUCCUCUCCCGUUAGUAGAAGAACCAGCGUCUGUUUCAGAGGAGGCCCCCUCGUCUGCUGAACCAUCCCCAGCAGAGCCCUCACUCUCUGGGGAUGUGCGUGAGGAGGCUACACCCAUGGAAGAAGGAGAGGAGGACACUGUCGUAGCAACUCCUGUGGCGUCGGAGGGGUUGGCUGUGGUGAAGGAGGCGGCUUCUCUCCCAUUAGUGAAUGAGCCAGCCUCCACUCCAGAGGAGGCCCCCUCACCCAUGGAAGGAGAGGAGGUAAAGAGAGAAAAGGAGGAGGCGGCGGAGAGCGCAGUGGAGGAACCAGAGGUGAAGGAGAAAUCCGUGGAGGUCAUUGCGGUGGACCGCAGUAGCAAGGAAACGUUGGUCCAGGUGCGGGUAGCAGACCUGUCCUACCAGCCUCUGGAGGAAGGAGAGACCCAGCCUCCUGCAGAGGAAGGAGAGGAGGAGGAGGCGGCGGCGGCGGCGAAGGAAAAGGUCCUGGUCGCGAAUGACGAAAAUAAAGGGGUAGAGGAGAUGGAGAAUGCUACGACUACAGAGGAGGGAAGUGAGAGCUCAGACGAGGGAGGCAAGGGUCAGGCCCUUUGGAGUAGAGUUAGCGGCAGUGGCCCGGCGGCGCCGAAACGUACAUCUAAGAGACUGAACAGAGUGGUCAUCGAGCAGGACAGGGAGCAGCCAGAGGUCACAGUGGAAGAGGAGGAAAAAGCUACAACUACAGAGGAGGAGGAGGAGGAGGAGGAAGAAGGUGCUGUAGAGAAGAGUUGGGCUGAGGAAGAGGUGGAGGUGGAGGAGGAAGAGGAGCAGCCACCAGUGAUUGACCAGAGGGCAUUGAGAAGGAAGAGCAGACCGGUCCAGACUCCAAAUAAAGCCAGAGGGAAACAACAUGGCAAGAUCUGA